AUGUCGUCGACAGAUAUCGUCGAGGUGGGCGAGGCACGGGCUACCGAAGGGAAUCGGCUAGUUGUCAUCGCCGUAAUCGAAGACAUCCUCAGCAAAGUCGUGGACGACAUCUCUCACGACCGACAACCGUCUAUCCCCUAUCGAUGUCGACCCAGAGGCGCCCGUCCGGGCCGUCCCUCGACCUCCGUCACCUCCCGCACGGCUGUCCGCUUCCCCGGAAACUCGCAAGAUGAAAGCCUCGCCUUCUGUUCCCCGCGCCCUCGAGGCUCUCUGCUCGGCGAGGACUGCGUUGUUGACCGGGACGCUACUCACCAAACGAAGAGCCAGGCUGUCGUGGACCGUGUGGUGGACGACUUGGCCUACACGCUAGGGUUUGGCCGCAUGGACCUGAAUAUUGUUGCUGCUGGCAAGGGACUGAUAUCCGGACCCAUCAUGAUUCAGCUGCGUCGUGAGUCUGGCGUCCUCAGCGCGUCCUCCGGUUCCAAUGGAGUACUGGUGCCCUUGCCUAGCGACGUGGAAAAGCUUGACCUUGGUGCUGCGAGGUGGCUCCUCGUCAUCGAAAAGGAAGCCGUCUACCGCCGCCUAUCUGCCGUCCAAUACUGGCGCAAUUCAGCCGCUGGACCUGGGAUAUUGGUGACGGGCAAAGGGUUUCCGGAUCUCGUGACGCGAGGGUUCCUCCACCUUGUUCAGUCGGUUCGGCCACAGUUGCCCAUCUACUGCCUCACGGACUUUGACCCUGACGGCGUCGGGAUCAUGCGCUGCUACAAACAUGGCUCGCGGAGCCUCGACCAUGAAACCCAUGUCGUCGUCCCUCGUCUACGAUGGCUCGGCUUCAAGAGCUCGGACUUGAGUCACCACUUGACUGCCCUCGACGAGUCGCGUCGACCGUCCGUGACGUCUCCGAUGUCAGUUCGAAAUAGGACACGUGCAGCGAAACUACUUGCUACGAUGGACGAAGAAAGUCACGACUGGGAGGAACUCGAGUGCCAGCGAGAACUGCAAGUCAUGAUGUUUCUCGGCGUCAAGGCCGAGAUUCAGGGGGUGGAUGGAAUUGGCGAUGUGGGGGACUGGCUGGACGCAAAGUUGGGACAGGCGUGA
Molecule: messenger RNA, 1098 nt
Organism: Sodiomyces alkalinus F11
Lineage: Eukaryota; Fungi; Ascomycota; Sordariomycetes; Glomerellales; Plectosphaerellaceae
Product: DNA topoisomerase IV, alpha subunit
Exons: 6
Coding region: 1-1098 (365 amino acids)
Biological process (GO): reciprocal meiotic recombination; meiotic DNA double-strand break processing; meiotic DNA double-strand break formation
Cellular component (GO): nuclear chromosome
Molecular function (GO): DNA topoisomerase type II (double strand cut, ATP-hydrolyzing) activity; DNA binding
Source: RefSeq, a predicted model, not a curated record